GAGUGCCUUCCCGACCCGCUACGCUUGCGUACUCUACUUCCGUUUCUUGUUUUCUCCCACAUAUCAAACCUCCUCUUCCGCAUGCCAACCUGAAGGCUUUGUGUCAUUUACAAGACAACAUGAAGCAGCUUCAACCUUUGGUGAACCCCUGCCUCAAAGCUUGAUAUAUUCAACAAAAGUCCAGCCCUAAAGCCUUCUACUCUUAUGAAAUACUAGGAACAUGUCGCAAUGUGUCGAACUAGACGAUUUCGAGCUGUCCGCGCGUAGUUCUGGCUUGCACUUGGUAGUAUCAUCACAUCUUUUCGUAUCAGGUAAGGAUGCUUCUCGACUAGAUUGCCACCAACUAUACGACAGUAUUCAAGCCGAGAAACUAUGGCUUUUGCCGCCCAACAUCUUCUAUCUUCAGCUGUCUCUGCGGUUUGAUGGUCAUACGACGAAUGCAAUACCACCAGAAAGUAAUUUCCUCGAGCAUCUUGCCAUCACAAUUGCUCUCUCGACGCUUUGGGAUAUGCUUGGAGUCUCGAUCAAGUGUACAGAAGUCACGUACGACCCCGAAUCCCAGGGCGAUCCUGAUCUGCUGUUUGAGGUCGAACACCCAGACAAGGCCUCCGCGUUGUUGUCUCCGCCCGGCAUUCCGACCAGCACGGCAAACGGACUGGUGUGUUCCCUUGAGUACCACUCACGUUCGACGCCGGAUGACGAUUGUCUCCUGAGCCAUGACGCUGAGCAUGAGCCUGGAUUUCGCGAAGAGCACCCUAGUUUUGAAGGACAAGAAGAAGAAUUGGCGCCACUCGAACAGCCCGUCGAGUACUCACCAGCGAUAUAUGGGCUGGACGGGCAUGUCUUGCUGCACAACGGAACAGCAAACAGCGACGCCUUACAGCUCCGCCGCAGCACGGGUGACUUGGCUCUCGCAACUCUAUAUAAGAUCUUUGGCCUGAAAAGAACGUUUCGAGGUAUCCGAGUCGGGCCUCCAAUCUCACCAACAUUAUUGGAACUAGCACCAACAGUAUUCAAUGCCCAUUAUAUGCAAACAACAGCGACUUAUGCCCGUACUUUCUCGGCCAUAUCUGAUACUAUCAUCAAUGCUUCGAAUUGGCGAUUGUCAAUACAUCGAAAAGUUGAAGGAUUUACCGGACGCGGCGAUGACGAGUCGAUAGAGAAUUCCCACAGACCGCAUGACAAAGCGCGGACACCCAUACAACAGCAACUAUGGACGAUGUUACGUGCAUCUCUAGACAUUGCAGUUGGGACACAGCCUGCUUUGAGAAAAGUUGAUCAGCAUUCCAGGCGAAUGGAAUUAGAAGAUUGGGAAUCUCAUCUCUGCGCGGAUGCGACUGAGGAUAGAAACAUGAUGCAUGGCUCUCCCAUGCACUACGAUGAUUCCCGUCCAAAUUCGCAGGAUUACGACCUUGAGGACCGUUUAGAAGAGUCUGAAAUAAACACUGAUGAUAUCGGUGCUUCUGUGAGCGAGUGGAAUGCCAACAUGGAGGCGAGAUGUCUUAAAGCGGCAUAUGGGGAUAAACGGGAAAUUGAAUGUGGAUUCUGGAACGAUCCAGAUUCGCAUGUUUGGGAGGCGAAUCAGGAUGAACAAACAACUCAACUGACAAGAUUCUCUGAGGCUGGCAUUGACCGUCUCCCAUUGUCACAUCGACAGGAAUAUCUAACACAGAAAACUCGAGGGAGCAGCGAGCUCCAAGAGGAUCUUUAUGUUGAGGACGAUGAGACGAUAGAUCAAUUUCACAAUAUAUAUUGA
This is a messenger RNA of Truncatella angustata, 1756 nucleotides long. RefSeq lists its product as uncharacterized. The record is from RefSeq and is a predicted model, not a curated record. The transcript has 3 exons. Bases 221 to 1756 code for a protein of 511 amino acids. Lineage: Eukaryota; Fungi; Ascomycota; Sordariomycetes; Amphisphaeriales; Sporocadaceae.